AUGAAAUAUUUCACAGAUGAUGAACCAUCAAACAAUAGGUUAGGAUUUAUGUCUACAUCAUGGACAAAAGUUGAGCUUAUUGCUGGAGAAUCACGUACAUUUUCAUACAUGCUUUAUAAAGGUGAUUAUCGACCACCUUUACUGACAAUUGAAAAACAGGAAUUAAAAGAGAAGUAUUUCACAGAUGAAAAGGCAACAGUAAAGGGAGAAUUCCGUCAUACAGAUUUAUUUAAGUCUGUUACAGCAGGAUACGACAUUUUGGACAAAUCAAAUCUGAAACUACUUUUGCACGGAGAUUUGGGCAGUUUAUAUACAACCAUAGUUGAAAAGAGUGUUAAUUUUGACAAACAAGGAAAUUAUAUUUUAAGAAUCCGCUCAUACUUCGGAAAUACAUAUGCAGAGUACAAUCAUGACUUCCAAGUAUUCCAUAGAAACCAGAUUCCAUCUAUCACCAUUUCUGAAAAGAUAUUCACUUAUUAUCUUGCCGGAUUUGAUCUUAACAUCAAAGCAGUUGUAUCUGACCAAGACUCAGGAGAUGCAACACUUACAGUUCGCAUGUACAUGGAAGACAAACUUAUGAAAGAGUAUACACAAGUAACAAAUGAUUAUGAUAUCAAAACAUUCACGUUUAAGAUACCAGAAGACACAAAGGAAGGAUUAUAUCAUUGCAAACUUUUAGUUGAUGAUGGAAAAGCUACAAACAAAUACAAGUUUGAGAUCAAAGUUAGAUCAAACACAAAAAUAUCUGUUAGUAUAGAAGAUACUAAACUUGAUAAGACAUACACACCAGGAUCAGUUAUUGGUUUCACAGCUGUUGUAUUCGAUCCAGAUAGCCUUUACGAAUCUUCUUUCACAGUUUCUGUUUUGUAUAAUUCAGAUGUUCAAAAUAAAGUCACAAGGAAGAAUGAUGGAUCUUCUGUCAGAAUUCCAUUAUAUGUAACAAUUCCAAAUAAUGAAACUGCAACAAGUGCAAAAGUUUCUGUUCGCGUUUCUAGUUCUAACGAAAAAGAUGAAACUAGUUUCCCUAUUACUAUUUAUCAAGAUCCCUCAAAGAAUAAAGGUGAUAAAGCAACAGAUGGUGACGCAGACAGUAAUAACAAAAAACCAGUUGAUAAAGAAACAAAGAAGUUCAAUGCAAUGAUUGCUGUUCUUGCAAUUCUUUGUAUUCUUACUAUUUGUGCGGCAAUUGUCAUCAUUAUUUUGAUGAUUAAAAAGUAA
Messenger RNA from Trichomonas vaginalis G3, 1218 nucleotides. RefSeq lists its product as uncharacterized. NCBI's taxonomy places the organism in Eukaryota, Parabasalia, Trichomonadida, Trichomonadidae. The transcript has a single exon. The record is from RefSeq and is a predicted model, not a curated record. The coding region runs from base 1 to 1218 and encodes 405 amino acids.